CUAAAUCUCUGUGGUGCAAAAAAGAGAGCUUCAAGCUCGAACGCCUCCAGUUUCAAGUUUCAACCGAACAUCAUCAUCAGGGGAAGAGCAAAGACGCGAGACUGAAACCAACAGAGAUAGGAUUAGUUUCGUUCGAGCUUCUGAAACCUUUAACCAAAAAGAAGGAACCUUGGUCGGAAUUGAAAAGAAGAGAGAGAUUUAGAUCGAAACAGUUGACUCCGAGAAGUAGUUGAGAGAGAUGAAGAGAAAUAUAGCUAUAGGUUUCGAAGGUUCAGCCAACAAGAUCGGUGUCGGAAUUGUGACGUCAGACGGCACAAUCCUAGCCAACCCUCGCCACACAUACAUAACCCCACCUGGUCACGGUUUCCUCCCUAGAGAGACCGCGCAUCACCAUCUCGACCACGUUCUUCCUCUAGUCAAAUCAGCUCUCGAAACAUCCAAACUCACCCCCGAAGAAAUCGACUGCAUCUGCUACACCAAAGGUCCCGGGAUGGGAGCGCCGUUGCAAGUCUCGGCCGUUGUCGUUAGAGUGUUGUCGCAGCUUUGGAAGAAGCCUAUCGUCGGUGUGAAUCACUGCGUUGCUCAUAUCGAGAUGGGGAGGGUUGUUACCGGUGCUGAUGAUCCUGUUGUGUUGUAUGUGAGUGGUGGGAACACUCAGGUGAUUGCUUAUAGUGAAGGGAGGUAUAGGAUUUUCGGUGAGACUAUUGAUAUUGCUGUUGGUAAUUGCUUGGACCGGUUCGCUAGAGUUUUGAAUUUGUCUAAUGAUCCGAGUCCUGGGUAUAACAUCGAGCAGCUUGCGAAGAAAGGAAACAACUUUAUUGAUCUACCGUAUGCUGUUAAAGGAAUGGAUGUAUCAUUCAGUGGGAUAUUGAGUUAUAUCGAAACUACUGCUGAGGAGAAGCUCAAGAAGAAUGAGUGCACACCAGCUGACUUGUGCUAUUCUCUUCAAGAGACGUUGUUUGCGAUGUUGGUUGAGAUAACGGAACGAGCGAUGGCUCAUUGCGACAAGAAAGACGUUUUGAUAGUUGGUGGAGUCGGGUGUAACGAGCGUUUGCAGGACAUGAUGAGGACUAUGUGUUCUGAACGUGACGGUAGGCUCUUUGCGACGGAUGACCGUUACUGUAUUGAUAACGGAGCGAUGAUUGCGUACACGGGUCUACUUGAGUUUGUUAACGGUAUUGAAACGCCGUUAGAAGACUCUACCUUUACGCAGCGGUUUCGCACGGACGAGGUUCAUGCGGUGUGGCGAGAGAAGGAAGAGUUGGUACGUGGAGAUAAGAACGUUGCUGCUGCUAAGUGAUUGUGUGUACUCAUUUUUUAUUGAUUGUGAGAAAUGAAUAUGUCUACUCGAUAACUUUUGUUUUUGAUGAGUUAAGGUUUAGUGAAAUGUUACGAAUCUUAUCAUUUCUUUUGAUUUAAAUGACUUCCUAGAUUGUUGUAACACUUUCAAAAUUCAAAGUUAGUUGGCAAGUUU
Messenger RNA from Brassica oleracea var. oleracea, 1474 nucleotides. Its product is annotated as probable tRNA N6-adenosine threonylcarbamoyltransferase. Gene Ontology annotation, biological process: tRNA threonylcarbamoyladenosine modification. Gene Ontology annotation, cellular component: EKC/KEOPS complex; cytoplasm. The record is from RefSeq and is a predicted model, not a curated record. The transcript has 4 exons. NCBI's taxonomy places the organism in Eukaryota, Viridiplantae, Streptophyta, Magnoliopsida, Brassicales, Brassicaceae. Bases 239 to 1300 code for a protein of 353 amino acids.